Messenger RNA from Oryza sativa Japonica Group (Japanese rice), 2098 nucleotides. Its product is annotated as Putative B3 domain-containing protein Os10g0158600. Gene Ontology annotation, molecular function: protein binding. The record is from RefSeq and is a predicted model, not a curated record. Lineage: Eukaryota; Viridiplantae; Streptophyta; Magnoliopsida; Poales; Poaceae.
AUGGGCAGCUGGAGGACGGUAGCACGGUGCCGGAGGAGGGCAGCACAGCGGCGGAUGGGAAGGAGCGGCGAGAGGAGGAGCUCUUCCGCCCUCCCCGCGCCCUCCGUGACUGUCCUCGCCGGCGGCGGCUGCGCCCGUGCCCGCCACAGCAACCGUCCACGGCAGCGGCCGCACUCGCUCCCCGUGCCCCUCUGCGACCUUCCCGCGAGCCUCCUCGCCGGUAGCAGCCGCGCCCGCUCCCCGCGCCUCUCGUACUUUGCAACUGAAUUUUCAAAGAAAUACAUUGCGAAGCUGGUUCGGGCCAAGACAACACACAUUAAAGUGCAGAUUGCAGGAGGACCCUCAACAACAAUGGUUAUUUACAGAUCGUCGGAUACCCGCUACAACCUAUCAUCAGGGUGGUUAGCUUUUGCAGCAGCCAACAGCAUCAGCCUACACACGAUCUGCAUCUUCCACUUUUACAGGGCAGGCUUUAAUACCCCCCACCUCCCCUCCCCUCUUCUCACCACCGCCUCACAUUUCCAACGCCGCGCCGCCCUCUUUCCUCUCCGACGACACCACGCCGUGUUCGCGAGUUCAGGAAGCUUCCACCGCCAUGGCGGCGACCAGUGCUCCUCCAGUGGAGGUGCUCAUCAACGACGCUUACCGCCAGAUCCUGCUCCGCCUCCCGCCGACCGCCCCAAGCUGCUGUAUCGCUUCGCCGCCGUCUGCAGGACAUGGCGCAGCCUCCUCACCGACCCGGCCUUCCUCCGCCGCUACCGCGAGUUCCACGGGCUACCGCACCUGAUCGGCUACGUCCACGACGGCGCUGAUGGACGCGAUCUGGUCGUUGCAAGGUUCGUGACCACCGCCGACACCACCUUCCGCCCGCGCGUGCCCGAGAAGGGCGUCGACCUCCACGUCCUCGACAGCCGCCACGGCCGCGUGAUCUUCAGGAGGAUUGGCAAGGGAUGGCUCGAUGAGUCGUCACUUAUCAUUUGGGACCCCGUCGCCGACCACCACCAGGAGGUGCCCCUGCCGGAGGCGUUCGCGCAGGAGGAAUUCAACCUCACCGCCACCGUCCUCUGCGACGCCCUGGGAUGCGACCACCUCGACUGCCACGGCGGCCCGUUCCGCGUGGUGUUCGUCGGCGUCCGCGACGAGGAGGGUGCGUCUGCCACUUCCGCCUUCAACUACACCUCCUCCUCCGGCUCCUGGACCGCUUCGCCCGCCGCCGCGGCCGCCGUCGCCGACGAGGAUGACUGGGGAUUUCGCAUGCCCGCACCUAGCAUCUUGGUGGGGGGGACCACGCUCUACUUCAGGAGCCCUGGGAGGAUUCUCCGGUACUGGUUCGGCGACGAGAUGGAGCAUCUGUCAUACGUCGACAUCCCGCCGUUCAUCACUCAGGAGACACGCGGAACGGUGCUCAUGCCGGCGGCGGACGGGAGGCUGAGCUUCGCGGCUAUGUACGGCGACAUGACGAUCAGCUUCUGGGAAACCGAGGUCAGCGCUGACGGUGCUGUUGAUUGGGUCCACACCCAGAACGCGCUCGUGAGCAUCCCCCUACCUGGAGUCCUCAUCGGCGCCGCCGCGAGCUUGCUUUUCGUCCGCACCGAGGACGGUGGGAUCGUCAGCGUCCAAGUGGGGAACGGACGAUUCCAGAUGCUACCCCAGCCAGCCCCCCAGCGGCAGCAGAUAUCUGCUCUCAUCCCCUUCAUGAGCUUCUGUACCCCAUGAGGUUUACAUAUCUCUGUCGCUAAUACUACAAAGGUGGAGGCUGAAGUACAAGGAGGAGACAUGGCUGAUUUGGAUGAUUUUCAGAAGAAAUCUUUACUGCGGACGACAGAUUAUGUGCCUGAUGACUUGGGAUAGUCGUGGUUUAGACUUUAGAUGAGUAGUUUUCGUCUUGCUUUUGUUUCUCAGUAGAAAAAAAGGGGGUGCUUAGUUCCUUUGUGUUGUUCUGAACCCUGUCAUGGAAGGCUGGUUGUUCCCAGCGCCUCUCUAUUUUGGUUCUGCAUUCUGCUUUCUUUUUGUUAUUAAGUCGUUGUGAACUCUGAAUGUUGUCUAGGCUGUCUCAAUAAGGAGAGAAUUCCUUAUAUGCCAUUGAAAUUUGGUCUCA